Molecule: messenger RNA, 2180 nt
Organism: Lingula anatina
Lineage: Eukaryota; Metazoa; Brachiopoda; Lingulata; Lingulida; Lingulidae
Product: protein Wnt-16
Biological process (GO): canonical Wnt signaling pathway; neuron differentiation; cell fate commitment
Cellular component (GO): extracellular region
Molecular function (GO): frizzled binding; cytokine activity
Source: RefSeq, a predicted model, not a curated record
CCAUCAAAAGAAGAGAGUCCAGAAGCUUAAGCAGCGUCUGCACGAGGUGCGGGGGAGUUAACAGCCAAGCCAACAUGGAGUAGAUCUAUACGUCACUAUCAUUGACAACAUCGUAGACAGUUAAAGACCGCCUUGUUACGGAGGUGCAUUUUAAUCCUGGCCUGCUGAACGCUCCAUCUCUAGCCUUCAAUUACUGGAAAAAGUGUGCAAUUUUCUGCCGCAGUAAGAUCUCUACGGAUAAAAAUACUAUUCGGUGCCUGUUUGCGGUGCAGACGCGUUGCUUACUGUUAACGUGUUCAUCUCGUCUUCUCCUAAGUUUUCCUGUAAGAACAAGACAUGCGAGCAGCGUAGCCGGCGCCUUGGGGAGACAAUGGCGCAGUCAAGGUGGGGAGAAGUAGUACUAAUAUUAGGACUUUACCUGUGUGGGACGCACGGCCUGGCCAAGUGGAUGUACCUGGGCGUCUCUUCCAUCGCAACAAGCCACGACAAGAUAGAAAACAAGAACACCUGUAAAGGACUACCUCUGGACACCCAGCAAGUACAGGUGUGUAAAAAACACCCAGAUUCCAUCCUGUGUAUCAGCACUGGGGCUCGUCAGGGGAUUUACGAGUGUCAGUACCAGUUUCAGCACGAGAGGUGGAACUGUACUACAACCAAGAACCAGACCGUCUUCGGAACGUUGCUCGAUAAAGGCACGAAGGAGACAGCCUUCAUCUACGCCAUCUUGAGCGCAGGUGUCGUCCACGCCGUGACGCAGGCGUGCAGCGCAGGUAACCUGACGGAGUGCAGCUGCGACCUGCGCCUCCAGGGCCAGAAGACGGAGGACGGCUGGACGUGGGGCGGUUGUAGCGAUAACGUGGACUACGGCGUCUGGUUCGGGAAGACGUUCGUGGACGCUCCGGACACUUCCUCGCACAAGUCCGGGAGGAACGUCAGGAUGCUGAUGAACCUGCACAAUAAUGAGGUCGGCAGAAAGGCUAUAGUGAAGCAGAUGAGGAGACAGUGCCGUUGCCAUGGAGUUUCAGGCUCAUGCGCAGUAAAGACAUGUUGGAAAGGACUGCCACCUUUCCGCCAAAUCGGAAACUAUCUCAAAACCAAGUACGAACACUCGGUGCAGGUGGCGCCACGAUCAAAACGCAAACUGCGCAGGCGCGAGCGCGUCAAAAGGAAAGUGCCUAUUCCUGUGGACAUUCUGGUGCAUUUGCACCGGUCGCCGAACUUUUGCAGGGCAGACGCGAAGCAGGGGAUUCCCGGUACAAGAGGGAGGAUGUGUAACAAAAACUCCCGGUCACAAGACAGCUGCGACCUGUUGUGCUGCGGUAGAGGUUACAACACCCAAGUGAAGCGCCAUUCAGAAAGGUGUCACUGUAAAUUCGUAUGGUGCUGUUACGUUAAAUGUCAGACGUGCGUUUCUCAAGUGGACAUUCACACGUGUAAGUGAGGACAGUACUUGGGGCACGGUCAGGAAGUUUCCCAACAGAGACUUCAAGUAGACAGAAGUGUUGUUAUAAACGCAGUCAUUGCAGAUGUACAUUAACGUUUUUUCAUGAUAUAUAUAAAUUGUACAGGAUGUAUUUAUGAGGACAUCUUUCAGUGUAUCGGGUACACGCGAGGGGAAAAUUUUAUCCGCUUUAUUUCCUCAACUUCACCCGUUUUACAAGCCAAUCAAAUGUUUUUUCGUCAUCAGCAACUUGCACGUUCGUCAGUGGAAUAUCUUCAUUAGAUGCGACGAGAUUUCUACUUUUAACGUGCUGGGCGAAAUAAAAGCCACCGACACUUCAUUCAGUGCACAUAUUUCAUUUGUGAUGUCAGUAAGUGCAUUUAUGACGUUAGAAAUUGUUUCUGUGAUGUCACUGUGUCAACCAUACGCGUUCCAGUUGCACCCUGGGAUUGUACAUAUCCGACGAUUACAGUAAAGAUGUUUAGGCGCAAACUUCCAAGAGUCUCACAGUCGGUUAACUUUCCUGACCGUGAUUCAACGGCGUUUGUGUACGUAAGUGCAUGAACAGAGGUUUUACAUGUACUGGUUUUCUCGAAACCAAAUUGUAAUGAGAAAUGUUAUCAUUUGUCUAGACUUAACCAGACCGCUACUAGUACAUGAGUGAUGUCAGCAAGGCUGGUGCAUGCACUGACUAGAUCAACUGAGAUGAUAUGCCAAGGACUUAUAUAGGUGUGGUUUU